GCUUCACUCACAUGACUUCCCAACAGAAGCUCUGAGCAAAUAUUUAUCUGGGAAAUUUUUUCCUGCAUUGUCAUGGUCCCCCAUUAUACCUCCAUUAUAAAUGUGUGAGAGAGGGCGCAAUUUCUUCUGGCCACGCAUGUGUUGGAUUAAGACAAGUGGGACCACAAAAACUUUCUGGAUCUAUUAGCCAGGGAUUAUUUUCCACAAUCAGGGUUUGAAAGAGCUAAAGACAUUAUUGAUGGGAAAAUAGCUACAAAUAGACACCAAUACAAAUUGAAACGUUUAAAUUAUGUGAUACAUCAGUCUCAGAGGACAAAUUUCUGCUGGAGACAAUUUCUCAGUGUUGUCAGUUAAUAGUGGAAGGAACUUAAGAAAAGGAAUUGGAAUUUUUAACUGAUAUUGUGUGUGAAAGGCAGCUGUAGAAUUUUAUAGAAUUUUAUAAAAAGUGACAAAUAUUUAAACAAAGACCUCCGACAAAAUGUCCGACGUUGAACAGACAAGUCCAAUGGUGGAAAAGGAAAAAGAACAAGUGUCUGAUGGACCAGACAACAAACCAAGUGAUGGCAAAAACAGUCGUCUAGCUCGGCUUAAAAGACUAAAAAUGGGGAAGAAAGUCAAAUCUUGUCACUCCUGGGGGAAGGAGAAUCUCCUUCUGGUGCUGACCAUUGGAGGGGUGUUUGCCGGGAUUAUUCUGGGGAUCGGGCUACGAGCUGCCGAGCCUUCCAAGGGAGCCAUUCGAUUGAUCGCCUUCCCUGGAGAUAUACUCAUGAGAAUGCUCAAAAUGAUGAUUCUACCUCUCAUUGUGUCCUGUAUGAUCACAGGUCUGACCUCCAUGGACGUACAUUCCAGUGGGAAGAUGGGACUGCGAGGUGUCACUUACUACUUUGUGACGACGUUUCUGGCCAUCAUAUUAGGGAUUAUAUUAGUUAUAGCAAUCCACCCCGGAGACAAAUCCAACAUGCCGGAGGAGGACGAGGACGCGGAAAAACUAGGAGACGACCGAGUCAGCUCACUCGACGCUUUCCUUGAUCUCAUUAGAAACAUUUUCCCAGACAACAUCAUCCAAGCUGGUUUCCAACACAUCAGAACCACGUACAUUGACAAGAAGGCAAAAAACAGGAUCUACUUCACAGCAGCUCUCCAGGACGCCCUGGAUCUGAACCUGACGGACAAAGUGAACAAGACCCUGGGUCUGGCUCUGAGUGAGAAGUGGCAGGAAUUGGUUCGUAUGAACAAGUCGGACCAGUUCAACUCUACUAGGCUGUAUUACAAGGAACCAUAUGUUUUCACUACUCAAAAACAGAGCCUCAACAAUGGAAUUAAUGUCCUCGGAAUUAUUGGGUUUUUCACGGCAUUUGGGAUGAUUCUUAGUAAGAUGGGAGAGAAGGGGAAGCCUAUGGUGGAAUUCUUUGCCAUUCUGAACCAUAUCAUCAUGGAAAUGGUCAACAUCAUCAUGUGGUACUCCCCAGUUGGUAUAAUGUUCCUGGUCUGUGGUAAGAUUCUGGACAUUGAGGACCCGAGCGAGAUGAUGCAGCGGCUAGGGAUGUACAUGUUGACGGUCAUCCUCGGUCUAUUUAUCCAUGCAUUCAUUACACUGUCGCUUGUUUAUUUUGCUGCUACAAGAAAAAAUCCCUUUCACAUACUCAGGGGUGUGCUUCAGGCCCUAGUUACAGCCUUUGGUACUGGUUCUAGCUCUGCUACCCUGCCCAUCACAUUCCGUUGUCUUGAGGAGACUCUCCACAUCGACAGUCGAGUGACCCGCUUCAUCCUCCCAAUCGGAGCCACCAUCAAUAUGGAUGGAACAGCCCUGUAUGAGGCUGUCGGUCCUAUCUUCAUAGCUCAGAUGAAUGAUAUCAACUUAUCCUUUGGACAAAUUGUGGUUGUGAGCUUGACAGCGACCUGUGCCAGUAUAGGAGCAGCCAGUAUCCCUAGUGCUGGCCUCAUCACCAUGUUAAUGGUCCUCACCUCUGUAGGACUGCCCACUGAUGACAUCAGUCUUAUCCUCGCUGUUGAUUGGUUCCUUGACAGAAUUAGAACAGCCAUUAAUGUGCUGGGAGACAGCUAUGGUGCUGCUAUAGUGGCCCACCUCUCUAGGGAGGAGUUGAUGGGGCCAGGAGUUUACCCAGGGGACCAGGAACUGGAUGUCAUUGAAGAGGAACCAGAAAAAUCUAAUGGAGGAGCCAAUGUGUAAAGAGGAACCAGUGAAAACUGGAGAGUGGCACCAAGAAAGAUAACUGUGUUCAGAGAAUGGGGGGACAUAUAAACAGGGUUUUUAAAAAAAAGGUUAAAAAAGAUUUAUACAAGACACAUCGAAAGGUCCUCAAGAAUGUUCAGUAGAAUAUGGAGUGUUAUAGGUAAAAAUGACACAAAAGUGUUGGAUUUCUAUAUUUUUACAACAAAUUGUCUAUUUUCUUGCUUAUAUCUGAUAAAGCUCAUUGUUCAUUGUAUGAGGUGUUUAUUUCACUACGUUGUAUUUUUCACUGUCUUGUCUAUAUAUAUAUUUUACACAUAUUUCCUCCAAAGUAGACCCCCCACUUCUAUUCCCUCCACAUGACCUAGUUUUGUUCUGAAUGUUUGAAUCAUGUAUAAGGGGACAAUGGCUGAUUUCCAUUGUUUGUGCAGGGCAUUUGUAUAAUUAUGACCUUUCAAGUUUUCCAUGAAAUUUGUCAAAGCAAAAACCUUUAUUACUUCCAUAGCCAAUAUGAAAAAUUACAUGCUUAAUAAAAAAAAGUGUCUUCCAGUAUAUGUAUACAACAUCCUUUGGAUAAACACAACAAGCAGUAUUGAAAAAAAACUAUAUCACAUUUCUUUUACAGACUUUUUCAUUUGGGUUGCUUCACUGUGUAACAAAUUUUGUCUAAGGUUCAUUGGCUCAAAAUCCAUCAACUCGUAGCUGGUAUAAUAAACCAAAGUCAAGAUCUGGGUAAACAAUACUGAAUAUCAUUUUGUAAAACUUCAUGAAGUUUUUUUCUUUGCAUUUUAUUUAACUUUUCUCAUAAGCUUUUUACUGACAUGACACGAUAGCAUGUAGUCAAUUUCUGCAUCUCACGCUUGGCGAAUCUCAGUUUGGUAGAAUGGUGCUACAAAUAUACAAUUAAGUAAACAAGUAAACACACCAACAAAUCACUCUUUUCACAUCAUUGACUUUGAAAUAUUGUAAUGAAACACUUUAUUUUUAAUGAACUUAAUGAAUUUUUAAUCAUUUUUUUUUAGCUACAUGUAAAUACAGUCUAGCCUUGAUAAUCAAUCGGGAAGCUUCACCUUUCUUAGAAAAUUAUUUGGGAACAGAAUUACCUCAUUUAAUAAAAAGUAUGUUUUAGUAAUCUGAACCGUUCAUUAAUGCGGGCAAUUUGCUCUGGAAUACAAACAUCAUUGAGGCUCAACUGUAUAAAGGUAAACAUUUAUCUAAUCCUUGUUUCAAAAAAAAAAAAGAUACCAUCAUGAUGAAGAAAUUUUUACUCACAAUUUUUUUAUGUGUACAUUUUGAUAUAGAAUUUUAGCAAUAUUAUGUAUCAGUAUUUGGCUACCUACCAAAUAGAACAUGUGUAUAUAUUUUACGUAUGAAUUAGCUGUUUAGAUGCCCUGUUGGGAAUAGGGUGUUAUAAUGCUUAUUUUAGUCAUUUUAGUAUACACUGUAAAUUACAAUAGUUUUACUAUUUGUUUACAUUGGCAUUUUUAGAGAUGUAAUUAUUGACAUUUUACCAAAUAAAUAGCUACUGUAUA
Messenger RNA from Saccostrea echinata, 3723 nucleotides. RefSeq names its product excitatory amino acid transporter 2-like. The record is from RefSeq and is a predicted model, not a curated record. Gene Ontology annotation, cellular component: plasma membrane. Gene Ontology annotation, biological process: L-glutamate transmembrane transport. Lineage: Eukaryota; Metazoa; Mollusca; Bivalvia; Ostreida; Ostreidae. Bases 479 to 2191 code for a protein of 570 amino acids. The transcript has 11 exons. Gene Ontology annotation, molecular function: L-glutamate transmembrane transporter activity; glutamate:sodium symporter activity; neutral L-amino acid transmembrane transporter activity.